Molecule: messenger RNA, 2750 nt
Organism: Phlebotomus papatasi
Lineage: Eukaryota; Metazoa; Arthropoda; Insecta; Diptera; Psychodidae
Gene: Ir68a
Product: glutamate receptor ionotropic, kainate glr-3
Exons: 1
Coding region: 646-2736 (696 amino acids)
Cellular component (GO): membrane
Molecular function (GO): glutamate-gated receptor activity
Source: RefSeq, a predicted model, not a curated record
AAUAGAGUCCUAGAAUGAGAAUAAAAAGUAAGUAAUAAGCUUGUCAAAGCUUAUUGGGGGCUGUGAUUUGUUUUUAUAAAUUCGGUUUAUGUGCAAACUUAGAAGAAAAUAACAUUUAUUUGUUACCGAAUUUCUCGAAAUUUAUUUAUGUGUGUUGUGUGUAUGUGCGUGGGCGCAUACACAUACCGCAGAUCAAAGACAAUCAAUGAGAUACCAGAAAAGGAAUAAAAUUUCUGCUUAAGCUUUUUAAAUAACAAAAAAUAGAAACAAAACAGUUACUAUGUAGUUUCGUAGGUUAGUUUUAUAGGCUGCAAAUUUUCGUAAUUGAAGAUGCUCAAAAUAUCUAUUUUGUCAAAGUGAGAUCAAUCACAAGUGGUUGACCGGACCGCACAAUCACAAUAGCUGUGAUUAUGAAAGAAUCACAGCAAAUUAAUAUUUAAUGUAACUGAUUUUGCAUUUGAAAGGUCAGUAGAGUAAAGGAACAGCGGUUCUUUAUUAAAGCUGAGUGUGUUAUUGGAUAUUCAUGAAUCUUAUGCAAUUGUACUUUCAAUCUAAACUAUAAAGUAAAUCUUAUUGCUUGCAGACAACCAGUGUAUAGUUUACCCUAAUUGAAGUAAGUUUGCUCAAGUCAAAAAAUCGCUAACAAUGAAGAUAUUUGCUACCCUACUGAUUUUGUUCUUAACUUGUGAAAAGAGUGAAUGUUCUCAAGAGAAAAUUGUCGAGGAGUUCAAUCUUCAUCCACAUCUCGACAUUUUAACAAGAACUAUUGUAUCAAAACUCGAUCCAGGAAAAUGUUUUGCCAUAAUCACCGAUAACCAAUAUUAUCAAUUGUUAAGAGGACCUAUCUUUGCCACUGGCAUUGAGGAUUAUCCAAUAUACCUAGCCCUUGUUAAUGAUUCUGAGGACCUUCUCUCGCCAAACUACAAUACUGUGCGGAUGCUGCAAGAAAUUCGAAAAGCUAAUUGUGGCAUCUAUGUAAUUUAUUUAGCCAAUGGAAUUCAAAUGGAGCGGUUUUUCAGAUUUGGGGACAAGCAUCGACUUCUCAGUAGUCAUGCAAAGUAUAUUAUUCUGCAUGAUUAUCGUCUUUACAGUACAAAAAUGCUUAGUAUUUGGAAGAAAAUUAUAAAUGUAAUUUUUGUCAAGCAACUUCAUCCCAAGAAAAGACACAAUCCUAGCAAUUCUUCAAGUCCUUGGUUCGAACUUACAACUGUACCCUUUCCAGCACCUCUCAAGAAUAUUUUUGUAACAAAGAGGGUUGAUUACUGGCAGGAUGGAAAAUUUCGAUACAGAGUACCUCUGUUUGAGGACAAGACAAAAAAUCUUAAUGAACAGCUUCUGAAAGCUGCUGUACUGGAACAUGUUCCUGCCGUUAGGAUUCAUAUUGAAAAUCAAAAUGAUUCAAAUUCUGGAGAAUUUUUUGCAGGAGUUGAAGUUGAAAUGUUAAAAGCUCUGGCAAAAGCCUUAAAUUUUCAAGUGGACUUUUAUAAAUCACCAAAUCAAGAAAUCGAGAAGUGGGGAAAAUUUCAACUCAAUGGAACUUUUAGUGGCCUUCUUGGUGAAAUUGUAUCAGGACAAUCGGAUUUUGCCAUUGGAGACUUUCACUACACAAGAUAUCAUUUGACCCUAAUGGACCUGACAAUUCCCUAUGACACUGAAUGCCUGACAUUUCUCACACCUGAAAUUCUCUCUGAUAAUUCUUGGAAGACUCUUAUAUUACCAUUCAGCCCAGAAAUGUGGAUUGGUGUAUGUAUUUCACUACUUUCUGUUGGAGUGAUUUUCUCAAUUCUUUCCAAUUUUUACAUCUACAUACACCAUAAAAUGACCCCAAAGAAUUCUUCAAAGAAACAUUUUCGUGUAAGGAAUCUUAUCUUUUGGACAAAUGCAAAGAGAGAGAUCAUAAUGGAUAACCAGAAACAUAAACCAAUCCAAUCAAUAAGAUCUAAAGACAUCUUUGAUGAUUUUUCGAACUGUAUCCUUUAUACAUACAGUAUGAUCCUCCUAGUAUCUCUUCCAAGACUACCAAAACCGUGGGCCAUUAGACUUCUUACUGGCUGGUACUAUAUUUACUGUAUUCUCUUGGUUGUAGCCUAUAGAGCAAGUAUGACAGCAAUCCUUGCUAAUCCCGUUGCCAGACUAACAAUAGAUACAAUGGACCAAUUAGCAAAGAGUAAGCUUGGCUGUGGAGCUUUUAUUUCAACACAAGCAAAGAAAUUCUUUCUGACUUCCCUGGAUGAGACCAGUCAGAUCAUCGGUGAAAGACUCGAUGAAGUUAUUAGUGCUGAUGAGGCUGUUGAAAAAGUAAGCAAAGGACAAUAUGCUUUUUACGAGAAUGAACACUACCUGCGAAAACUGCGCUCAGGAAGAAAUCAAGAAGCUCAAAUUCUACAUAUCAUGAAGGAAUGUGUCAUCCACAUGCCAAUCGCACUAGGUCUCCAAAAAAACUCUCCUCUUAAGCCGACCGCAGAUAAGUAUGUGAGAAGGAUGGUUGAGAUGGGAUUGGAAAAAAAGUGGCUAAGUGAUACCAUUGAGGAAUUUGCGUCAAGUGUCGAGCCCCCUCCCGAAGGAGCCAUAGUUAAUUUGAAAAAAAUGACAGCAGCCUUCGUGGCGCUGGGUUUGGGUUACUUUCUUGCUGCAUUGGCCUUAAUUGGAGAGCUAAUAUACUUCAAAACUGUUACCCAGAAACAUCCUUUAUAUGACAAAUACAACUUGGCAAAAUACUACGAGGAAAAGAAAUAGUUUCUCACCUCAAC